This is a messenger RNA of Beauveria bassiana ARSEF 2860, 1092 nucleotides long. RefSeq names its product glycoside hydrolase family 16 protein. The transcript has 2 exons. Gene Ontology annotation, molecular function: hydrolase activity, hydrolyzing O-glycosyl compounds. The coding region runs from base 1 to 1092 and encodes 363 amino acids. Gene Ontology annotation, biological process: carbohydrate metabolic process. The record is from RefSeq and is a predicted model, not a curated record. Lineage: Eukaryota; Fungi; Ascomycota; Sordariomycetes; Hypocreales; Cordycipitaceae.
AUGCGACAGCAACGCCAGAGCAUCGGGCAGCAAGUUCCAUUUCUCGUUUUCAUCUUCUUCUGGGCAUGUAUAGCAUCGGCAACGCGAUGCACGUGCGGCUAUCAAGUUGGCGGCGCACACGGCGAUGAUUGGCUUUUCACAGAAGCCAUCGAAACGGAUUUCACCAGGCUCAAGUCUAUCACCGCAACCAAGGACUGGCAGCGACAAGAGUUCAACGUAUCCGCAGAGGCUGGGCGUGGUAAAUAUUCCAAAUCUUUUACCCCAGACAAUGUUGCUGUCCGCCCGGGCGCGGCAGAUAAAGAUGCUUCUGGGAGGCAGGCUGGCGUGGCGUUGUCCGUCAGUGCCACUAUUGUCAACGGUGCUGUGUCUGUUGCGGAGUUAGAUACUGCUCGUCAAGAUCUUCGAUGGGGUUCUUACAGAGCAGGUAUGAGAAUGACACCUGUGAAAGGCACGUGUGCGGCCUUGUUUUGGUAUUUCAACGACACACAGGAGAUCGACAUGGAAUUUUUGUCCAUGGAAUAUGAUUGGGAAAAGAAGAUAUUCCCGGUCAAUAUCGUGAUACAGUCCAAGGAGUCGGCUGCGAAAGGCUACGAUGCCAAUGGUACUUCGACAUAUAGGACGGUGAACCUCGACUUUGAUCCGUCUGCAGGUUUUCACGAAUAUCGCUUCGAUUAUCUGCCAGGUAAAGUUUAUUUCUACGCCGACAGCAAAUUGCUGGUAGAGAUGGAAGGCGACCAGGUCCCCGACAGUGCCGGGCAUCUUAUUCUGCAACACUGGAGCAACGGUAACCCAAAGUGGUCGGGUGGGCCGCCUCAGGAGGACGCUACUAUUGUUGUCAGUUACGUAAAGGCGUACUUCAACUCAUCAGACAUCAGAAGAGAGGACAAGUGGAACAAGGGCUGCAGCUCGAAGCGGGUUGACGUGUGUUCUGUGCUCAACGGGACGGUAGAUGACGCGACAGAUGGUGGGCAGUUUUUCGAUCCAAAUCACACGCAGGGUAACGGUGACAAGAGUCUGGCGCCUGCCAUAACGCCCAGGCUAGGGUACAUGGCACUGCUGCUGAUCGGGCUGGUGUUGAUAGGAGCUGAUUAA